GACAAACCAGCACUGUGGCUCUGUGUAUUUGUAGCAUGUGUUAUGUUGCCAUUUCGGUUGAAAAUUGAAAAUGACGAACGGUCUUUACGGUAAAUGAUCUUGUUUCUGCCCCGAUUAGCCACCGAGCUAACAUUAGCCACUUCAUUUCCUCAGGUCAUGGAGUUUGCAGAGCUGAUUAAGACGCCCAGGGUGGACGGAGUCGUCCUGCACCGGCCUUUCCUGCCCACUGUGGAGGGGACUCUUUGUUUGACUGGUCAUCACCUGAUCCUCUCCUCCAGACAGGACAACACAGAGGAGCUGUGGCUGCUUCAUUCAAACAUUGACUCCAUAGAGAAAAGAUUCGUAGGGUCUUUGGGAACCAUCAUCGUAAAAUGCAAAGAUUUGAGGGUGAUCCAGCUCGACAUUCCGGGUAUGGAGGAGUGUAUCAACAUCGCCAACUCUAUUGAGGCUCUGUCCACUCUAGAUUCAGCUUCCCUGAUGUACCCGUUCUUCUACCGGCCCAUGUUUGAAGUCAUAGAGGACGGGUGGAAUACAUUUCUGCCACAGAACGCCUUUAAAGAUUUGGAGUCCAUGACAGACGAGUGGCGGCUGAGCGAGGUCAACAAGGACUUCAGCGCGUGUCCGUCGUACCCCCCUCUAGUGGCAGUCCCCAAAGACAUCGACGAUGACACACUGAGGAAAAUCGCCACUUUCCGUCACGGCGGCCGUUUUCCAGUGCUUAGCUACUACCACAAGAAGAACGGCAUGGUGAUGAUGCGAGCGGGACAGCCGCUGACGGGCACCAACGGGCGGCGGUGUAAGGAAGACGAGAAGCUGAUCAACGCCACCCUGCGGCCAGGAAAGCGCGGGUACAUCAUUGAUACGCGUGCUAUCAAUGUUGCUCAGCAGGCCAAAGCUCGAGGUGGAGGGUUUGAGUCUGAAGCGAACUACCCGCAGUGGAGGAGGAUCCACAAGGCCAUUGAAAGGCCAAAUGUCCUCCAGGAGAGCCUGAUUAAACUGGUGGAGGCGUGUAACGACCAGUCUCACAGCAUGGACCGCUGGUUAAGCAAGCUCGAGGCCUCCAGCUGGCAGAGUAACGUCAAGGAGAUCCUCACCACUGCCUGCCUGGCUGCACAGUGUAUCGACAGGGAGGGGGCGUCGGUGCUCGUUCAUGGCACAGAAGGGGCGGACUCCACCCUGCAGGUGACCUCCUUGGCUCAGAUCAUCCUUGAUCCGACCUGCAGGACAAUCAAAGGCUUCCAGGGACUGGUGGAGCGAGAGUGGCUCCAGGCAGGUCACCCUUUCCAGCAGCGCUGCGCCCAGUCGGCCUUCUGCAACAGCAAGCCUCGCCAAGAGGCUCCUGUCUUCCUGCUGUUCUUGGACUGCGUGUGGCAGAUCCUUCGCCAGUUUCCAUGCUCUUUCGAGUUCAGCGAGAGCUUCCUGGUGCUGCUCUUCGAACAUGCUUACGCCUCUCAGUUUGGUACUUUCUUGGGCAACAGUUCAGCCGAGAGAGCCAGGCUGUCUCUGCCUGAGAAGACCGUGUCCCUGUGGUCAUGGGUGAAUCGGCCCCAAGAGCUUGAGCACUUUACCAACCCGCUCUACGAGGCCAACAGUCUUGUGAUCUGGCCCUCUGUGGCCCCUCAGAGUCUGCUGCUGUGGGAAGGCGUGUUUCUUCGCUGGAACCGCUCCUCCAAGUGUUUGGAUGAGGCUUUCGAUGAAAUGGUGCAUAUCAUCGAAUACAACAAGGAACUCCAGAACAAGGUGAACAGCCUGCGCAGGCAGCUGGCCCAGCUCGAGACGGAGGAUCCUCUGCUUCAUACACCGUAGAGACGGAGAGGGAGAGGCCCCUACAAAAGGAAGCAAGAUGGAAUGAGGAGGUAGAUGGUCUAACUACACACAAAGAAAAAAAAAGGGUCAGUCCAUGUUUUAGGUGUUUUCGAUCAUUUCAAGACAAACUACUGAACAUUUUCACCAAACGAACCGCUCUUCACACACAUAACCAUGAAUAAAUGGAUUUAAACUUUACUGAAACCUUACAUCUUUUAGACAAAUACAUGUAUUUUACAAUGUCUUAUAGAAAAUAACAUCACCAAAAACCAAACAUCCUUCACCUCAUAGUUUUCUCAAAUCAUGCAGAACUACGCUUUGGCUUCACAGGCUCAUGCUUUAUGACUUUCAUUCAGCAAGUCUGGAGCUACGUGUUAGUACUUGUUAUGUUCCAUAGUAUCUUGGAAAUAAAUAUGAGUGCAGAGUGUGGAUUACUAUAGAAUUCACAUCUUCACCAACCAUCCUGCUCUAAUUUAUACGGCACUCAAGCGCUGCAGAGUAACCAUGGCAACAUAUAGGGUGCUCCAAGGCAGCAUGUGACUUUGCUGCAUGUUGGGAUGACAUAAUAGGCGUAGGUAGGGUCAGCGUCAACUGUGCAAUGGAAAGGGAGGUUUGUAUAAUCUGAUUAAAACAGUCCUGUAUGUUUAUCAGAUCGCUACCGAGUAGUAGCAUGGUCCGAAUUUACACAGAAGAUCGAUUUCAUUCAGCCUCUAAGCAAUAAGAGGCUCCAAGUUCUACCGGUAUUAUAAUAAUAUGGUCACACAGACGUUUCACGUAUUGCUUUAACGUCAGAUUCAUACAGUUAUAUAAUAGUUGUGUUCAUAUAAAAUGCACAUCUCCGUUUUACAAUUUAACAUUCAAAAUGGUCCACAGCGCAAAAACAAUUUCAACUUCUUUAUGUGUGUGUAUGUAUGUGUGAAGCCAUUAUACUAUAUUCCAUUUUCCUAAACAUAGUCUUCUAAUUCUUGUUAGUAUCUACCAACUGUUGCCAUAUUAGACUUUAAAUGCCUAAAUAUGAAGUGUGAAAACACGCCAAUUUAUUUGACUGUCUUGAUUUUGGGUGGUUACAGUGUGGAGCAUUGAACUAAAAUGCCUCAUAUAAGAACCUGAGUUGGAUCAGAAGAAAUUGUCCAUUUUGUCCAUGUAGCAACAGCUAUUACUGGUUGUCAUAAAACAGAACCACCAGGGCAACAGUUACCAUAAACUCUUCUAUACAAUAAUACUCCUCAGACACUCUCCGGUGUAUAAAAGUCCUGCGCUAUAACUUCAGCUAAGACUGUACAGAUAUCUCUCAGUCUGUUGUUCAGAAGUUAACUUCAUGGUCAAACCUUUGUCUUCACUAUAGUUAUUUUCUCAUCUACUCUGAACUCACCCUAACAAGUCAUUGUUCAGUAAAGCCACAUGAAAACAAUGCCUUGGUUUUAAAAAUCUGUCAUUAUAGGAGCAGAGAAACAACUUAACAAACAUCCUCUCUGGAUGCUGACAUUGAAGGUCACCUCUCAACGCGCUCCAUGGUAAUAUUAAGAAAGCUUUAUGCUGCGCUGUAAAUAUGAAAAAUCAUGGUUUCGUUUGUUCGCCAGUAACAAAAUGCAUUUUCUUCCCUUGUUCCUAUGCCACCUCACUGCACUGAUUCGCCUCAAGAGUUACGUAAUGAUCACACUAAACCGAGCUCAUUCCAGCCACUACUUUAACCUGCAUUACAAAAGGAAAUGUUUACAUGUGAUUUCAUGUGUGCACUAUUUACAUUGCUUCCUUCAGCCAAAAAAAAAAACAAAAAAAAAACACAUGCACCAUGCUUUGUGUGCGCAUGAAUGGAGCAGUGAGAAACCAGGUCGAUAUAGUCAUUUACAACCUUAAAAAUGCAUUAUGCCUGCAUUAAUAUCCUUAAAUGAUUGUUUUUUUUUUUUUUAACAUGUUAUCGCACUGUAGACAAAUAAAUCUUUUUUUGUGUUAUUAAAUUGUGCAAUGCCUUACUGUAUAAUCAGAUUUCUAAAUGAACAUGUAUGUACUUUUAUCACUGCUGAUCAUGUGCUGGUAAAAAAAAAAAAAAAAUCUAUUAAUGUUUUUUUUAUUAUUGUUUUUUUUUUUAAGUUUAAGCAAUUAAAAUUGUCGCACAAACGA
Molecule: messenger RNA, 3927 nt
Organism: Mugil cephalus (flathead mullet)
Lineage: Eukaryota; Metazoa; Chordata; Actinopteri; Mugiliformes; Mugilidae
Gene: mtmr9
Product: myotubularin related protein 9
Exons: 11
Coding region: 94-1806 (570 amino acids)
Biological process (GO): negative regulation of autophagy
Source: RefSeq, a predicted model, not a curated record